GAUAAUAUUCUGUACUUACCGAUUAUCGUGCGAUUGAUGAGCCAACCUGUGCACGGCGUAUCCCGUAUUAUCGCGAAAUGACGAACGGUUGGGAACAGUGUUUAACGUACUUCGUAGUUGUAUAGUAGCGGUUUUAAAAUGCUCGCACGCGUAACAAGAUGAAUGAGAGACAAUACUGAUUUCGUAAUACGAAUAUUCCAAAUUGACGUCGUCACGGUGUUCUCCUAAUAAAUUACCUUCCGUCGCGCGUGCAAUUUCGUCAUCGAUGUACCCGUCGGACGAUUGCGUGAGGAGAUCGUGAGAUUUGGCGCCAACCUAACCUCAUUUCGAGCCGCGAGAACGGUUUUUAAAUGCAACUCCCAACACGUGAGGUAUUUCGGUAGCCUGCCAUAAGACAUGAAGGAGUUCGAGGAGGUCAACUGCGAGAUUCGCAGGACCGUGGACCUUCCGCUCUCUGUGUCGAACAGGUUGAGAAAUUUAGAGGCAGAGGAACAGAACCAAUCGGCGAUUUCUCAAGAACAUAAUGACACCAAUGAUUGCUACGGAGGAUUUCUGCACAAUGCGACGUAUGCUUGGUUGAGUUAUGAUUGUCAUUUUGUAGUUUUCAAUGCAAAAACAGGGGAGAGCAUUAGUAGUUGGACAUUUCGCGGAACUGUGACAUCCGUCUCCCAAUUUCCCACGCAAUCUGGAGAUUUGCCGUUGCUGCUGAUUGGAAUAGAUAAUAAUGCAAGCAGACCAAAGGAUUCUUCAGGAUUGUUGUGUAUAUUUGACUGUACUGUGUCCCGUGUCUUAAGAGCAAUUCGUAUGCCAUGUGGGGUGGAGAAGGUGUGUGUUAUAUCAGGUGGCGCGGAAUGGGAAGAGUUCAACGAGAAGAGGCCAGACAAUGUGCUGAACGAGAUGGAUGGUAUAGCUUGUGUAGUUUUACGUGACCUUCAGCACAUCAUGAUCGACCUCCGAAGAUCCACAUGGGACGUGCAUGAUUUAUCUACUGUUAUGGAUGAAACGUCACCGGCAGAAAUGGAUCUGUCAGCGAAACAGGCCCCCGCCAGAGGCCGUCGCUUCAGUCAAGAGAGGCACGCGGCUUACAAUCUGCUAAAUAAUCGCGUAGAAAGAUACAUCGGCUUCAAUAGAGAAGAGUUCGAAUCGUCCCCGUUAUUCGGCGAGAACCUAACCACAGCGAUCGUUAGUUCCACGAAGAUCGGUUGUCUGAUCACCGGCUGUCUGGGUCGGGUGAUCAUUUGGCAGAACGACGGCUCCGUGGGGUGGAUCAGUGCGCCCAUCGACGAGAACAUGGCGGUCACGCAUCUGGCCUUACUGGAGCCCACGGACGAUCCUAGGCCAUUUUGUUACCUGUGGGCGGUGUUGCAGGACGAGUCGUCGUCGAGGGCGCCGUCCGUGCUGCGGAUGUACGCCAUGCUGUUCGAGAGGAAGUACUGCGACCGCGGGAUAAACCUGUACUUCAACCUGGAGGCCGAUCCCAGUCUGAAGUUCGAGUUCGAGUUGAGCGAGAACGAGCGGGUCGUCGGUUUGUGCACCGUCGAGAGGGAGGCCAAUCCGGAGCAGACCGACUCGGGCGUCAAGAAGGGCGAGGAUAAUCUGCUGCUCAUCUCCACCAGCAGUAGGACGCUGCUGUUCGAUCUGAAUCAAUGGUACAAAGAGCAGAUGCCCCGCACGAUCGACGAGUGCCAGAAUCCGAACAGCAUCCUGGCGACUUAUCGCGUCAGGUCGAACCUGUUGCAGGAGAAGUACGGGCCGGUCGUUAAUUUCGCUUACGUGCCGCUGAGUUUGCGGGAGUUCCCGAGCAACGGGCCGAGCUCGCCCGAGGAGCUCUUCUACCCGAACUCCCUGUCGCUCGAGUGGGUGGAGCUGAGCCCGACGCGACUGACGUUCUGGAUGACUCGCGGCGUUCAGGCGGAUUUGCUGCGCGAAAUGGCAAUUGCGGGCCCGGUGAUACUGCUGCAACCGUCGGAAACGUUUCACCGGUGCCUGGCCGCCGGCCUGGUGCCGUUCAACUCGGAAUUCUCCUUCGCCAGCGACUACAACGCGCAACGGGAGAUGCUGCUGUCGCUCUGCCUCGAGCAACGAUGGUCCACCUUCCUGGUGAGGUGCGCUCUGGAUUGGGCGGACGGUAGCGCGGCGUAUCUGUAUCCGAGUUUCCUCAAGUGGGGCGUUCAGAGAGCCUCCACGAUCAAGAUACUCGCCGAUCGGCUCUGCGUCCCGUUGUUCGACCAGUCGGGCAGCGGCAUCGGCGAGGCCGACGUGAGGACCUUGCGCUUCUGCUCCCAGCAGUUGGAAUGCCUGUCCAACGUGGUGGCGAAGUUGCCGUUCGGCACGGCGGACCUGGCGACCCAGCGGAGGACGCUGAAACGCGUCUCCACGUAUUUCCAGGUGCUCCUCUGGUUCUACGACGUGGGCCUGCUGCCCGAGACGCAGGAACUGGAGGAGGAGACCCUGCCCAUCUCCUUAGCGCUGAAAGUGCCUUAUCCGUACGAAAAGCUCUCGACGUCCUACAAGGAGAAACGAGGGCAGAUCGCUCGAACGAGCAAAGGCGGUAGCGACGAGGAGGAGGAGGUGCUGUUCAUCGACGAACUGAUCACGCGCGAGUGCUCCGUGCUGAAGGAACAGUGGGAAAGAGAAGGCGGCCUGGGCGGCUGUUAUCCACCGCCAUCGCUGCAAUCUCUGCUGCGAAGCUACCUGACGGACUGCCAGCACACGGAGCCGCGCGAGGUCAGUUGCAAGCACCAGAUCACGAUCUACUUACUGAUGGACUUGGCGAUGCUGCUGCAGCGGCUGUAUCCCGGCGUGGACCAGCUGAUCAAGUACCCGUCCGCUUUCAAGAUGAGCCCCAGCCUCAUCAAGCUCACCCAGGCGUUCUGGCUGCUGGAUCACGAGGACUACCAAGGCUUCCUCGACAUGAUGACCGGCCAGCUGGUGUCCGACUCGGACGUCAAAGACUGGCAUCACCGGUUCAUAUUGCGCACUCUGGUGCGCAACAAUCAGCACAAGCUGGCCCUGGUCUACCUUCGUGUGAGGAAACCACCUCUGUCGUCCGUGGAGGAGCAGAGCGUCGCCGUGAGCCUGUCGGUGGAGCACGGCCUGGUGCAGUCGGCCUUCCACCGCCGGCCGCCCUGCCACUACGAGCAACUGCUCACCUGCUUCUUCCGCGCGUGCAAGACCUACGGCAGGCUCGACGAGAUCCUGCACCUCGCUCUGGACUCCGAGGAGGAGGAGGUGUUCGUCAAGUUCCUGCAGGAGAACAAGACGGAGGACGUGCGGCUGCUGUACUACCUGCAGCGAUGUCGGUACACGGAAGCGAUCGGUGGCGACCACCUCGCGCGUCGUCAGCCGAGUUUCCUCGAAGACGGCGCCCAGUCGAGUAUGCUCGGCGCGUACAACACGACCCUGCCCGACAUCACGAAGCGCUUCUCCGCGAACGCGGCCGCGAUCAGCCUGGACGUGGAGGCCCCCCGUUACCCUCGGCCCAUGUCGCACUGCAGGAGCCACGACCGGCUGCGCGGCAUACACGAGACGGUGAUUGCGAAGGCGCGGGAGACCUACCUGCGGGGCGAGAAGUGUCAGAUCCCGUUCGUGAGCGCGCCCUGCAUGUCGCUCAGGCUGAAUCACCACGGCGCGAGCGUGAACUGCGUGCUGUUCCCGGCGCGCAAGAGCCGUCGCGCCGGCAAACGCACGGUCGAUCAGAUCUACGAGGAGGGUGCGAACGACCACGACGUCGACUGCGCGAAACGUCGGAAAUUGUCCGACGGGAGCGCCUCGCCGAACAGGUCGACCGGCCCAGCCAAGGAGUCGGAGCUGAGCUUCGCGACGCCUCUGGUGAAGCGCAAGUUCAACGCGAGCAAGGACGUCGUCUGCGAGACGCCGCACUCGAUUCUGAAGAUCAGGCGCCUCAUCAGGAGCUCGGUGUCGCCCGGCGACCUCGCGAGCUCGCUUCAAGAGAAGGAGCUCGUGGACGGGUUCGCCGACAACCAGUCGAAGAAGACCAGCAGGCAGAUACGAUUCAGCGUCAAUCAGCCGAAGGAGAUUUUGCAAUACGAAGACGAGGCGAAGGAGGAACGUGAAGAGGGAGAGAAGGUGGAGACGAAAGUGGGGGAGGAGGAGGACGAGCGGGGAAACGACGGCAAGAGCGUGUUCGCCGGGGCUUCCUCGGCCGACGAGGUCUUCCUCAGCCCGGACGCGAACGAUGAGCUGUGUGGCGAGAGCGCGGUCCUCAGCGGCAACUCCAGCAUCUCCAGCAGGAACUACUGCCUCCCGCGUCCGCGACCCAGCCUCCGAAGAAGUGCCUUACAAUCGUCCGUGGAGAUGCUGCAAGGAUCGAGCGACGCGAGAAGAGCCAGUGGCGCGUCCUUGUCCGCGACGACCUCGUUAGCUGGCAAGCCGUCCGCCACGAAUACCUCCGGAAGACGCAGUUCACUGCAGUCCGCCGGCUACUCUACCACUAUGCUCUCCUCCGACAGCGAUGUCAGCGACUACUCGAUGAGCAAACUGGAGCGCAUCACCCUGCAGUCUCGCUGGAGCUUCUCCGUGGAGAGGGAUCGUAAAAGUGGGUUCACGUCGUCCACUCCGUUGACGAAGAAGAUCGUUUUUCAGAGGCGCGUCAACGACGAGCUGUUCAGAGAGGAAGACGACGGAGAGGGGGAGAAGGAGGAGGGGGAGGUUGAUGAGAAAGAGGGAUCGAAGUCACCUGUGGGAGGUACGCGCGAGGUGGGGGAGGAGCUCGACGUGCCGGGCGAGCCCGAGAGGUUCUCGAAUAUCGAGCAGCCUGUUCACGGCAAGAGCGAACUCAUGGAGGACAGUCCGGAGAGGAACGCGCGAGGCGAGCAGAGCGAAGACAAGUACGACAAUGGGGUCGCGAGGAGGGAGGCUUCGAGUACCGACGGAGAACAGCCUGCGCCGGAGAAGGUCGCGGAACCUAGGCCGACCGCCUCAGACGAGUCCGACGAGGAGCUCUUCCAGUUACAAUACAGCCAAAACGAGGACGAGGAGGAGGACGACGAAGUGUUCAAGAGUCUGUCUAUAGAGGACCAAGUUGCCGUCUCCCGCUUGCCGGACACCCUGGACCCGGAAGAACGCGAUAAGAGAUCGAACGGUUUGAGGGAGUCCGUACGAGUAACGGGCGACGUCGACUUCACCGACGACGAGUCGACGAGCAAGGACGAGAUGAUGGUCUUCGAGUCGGGCGACGCCGACGAGAAGAAGACGCACUCGACCGUGGCCGCUUCGGGGAACGUACUGUACGACAUGUCGAACAUCACGGAUGACGAGUCCGACGGUAACUUUAGGGAGAGCGAGGAGCCGAAGAACAGCGAGCUGCCGGAGCUGUCGAGGCGGCAACGGGAGAAGAGCCAGCCCGAAGAGGGUGGGGUUUCGGGAGACGACGUCUCGGGAAGAGGCUCGGGUGGAACCGUGCCGGGGGCCGAGUCUCGGGAGGAACCGUCGGAAGCCGCGAGUUCCUCGAAGCGGAGUCAGCCGGUGCGAGCGACCAGGUCGCGCAGAGCGAGCUCGAAGGACGCAGAGAGGGUCACGCGUUCGCGGAGAGGGAGCUCGACGGCGCGAGACUUGGUCGGCACGACGACGUCGGACUCCUCGUCGCGAGGUGAGGCGAUUACCGAGAGACCGGCGCAGCGAGCGCGACGAGCGGGCUCGGUGGCGAAGGAUUCGCCGGCGAGCGAGCCUCGGCGGCGCGCGAGUUCCAUCGCGUUGGACACGUUGCUGGAUCCCCGAGAAGCGGAUCCUGCGAAGCCGGUGGCGCGAUUGAGGAGAGCGAACUCGUCGAAGGACAUUUCACUGCCGGCGAGGCCGCGUUCUCGGCGAGCGAGCUCCCUCGCGAAGGAGGCGCCGACGGGCGAGGGGCUCGGAGCAGCGGCUUCGUCGGAAUCGACGGGCUCCUCGGAUGCGGCCAAGAAGGGUCGCGGCAGAUCCGCAGCGAAGGAGGCCCCAUCGGAGCCGAAGGACGAGCCGGCGGUGCGGAGAAGCGCGAGGCUCACGUCUUCCGCGAGGAAAGAGGCGGACGCGCCGUCGAGGACUCGCUGCAGGUUCGAGAGCGACGACGAGGAGGACACGGCCGCGAGGAAGAGGUCCGUGCGCGCGAGGAGGUCUUCGGUGACGGGCGGCUCGCCUACGACGGAACUGGCCGUCAAAGCGAGUCGAGCUCGACGUGGUAGUUCAGCGCCUAAAGAGGUCACCGUGCAGACCGGGAGGAAACGCAGGUCCAGCAGUAUCAUGAGAGAGGUCCUGCCGGAAGAUGCCGAGCUCUUUAUAGAGUCCUCGGAGAGCCCGAGGCGACUCAGGAGCUCCUUCGCCAAGGAGAUGGUCGACAGUCCGGCCGCGAACACACGCAGACGCAGCAUGUCGAUACAGUCGAUACCGGAGGAGCUGGAGGACAUCCUGAGCCAGCCGUCGAGGGAGACGAGGUCCGCGGCUCGAAAAGAGACGGCCAGCGCCAGGGAGAGGAGAGCGGCCAGCGCGGACGUGUCGCACAAGGAGCUGAGGAUAAGGCUCCGGAGGACCGGCAUGAGAAGCAUCGUCGAGGAGCCGGUAGCGGAGGAAGCCGUCGCGGAGGAGCGAAGGGAGCUCCGAGAGGACAGCGAAGUCGGGACCCCCCCGCGCCGAAGGAGAGCGCCGUCGGUCACCGCACUCGUCGACGCGGGGAAGGACGAAGCGCAGCGAGCCAGCACGAGCGAAGAAAGCGGCAACAUGUUCUCUUUCUCGAAGCCCGAGAAGGUGGACGUGCCGUCCGACGAGAAAGAUAUUGGAGAAGUCCCGAAUUAUGUGUUUUCACCACCUCAAACCAGAUCUAAAAAUGUGUUUCCGAAUCAACAUCGUAGAAAAAUAAAGUCAUUCAUACCGAGUCCUUAUCAGAAGGGCGUAGAAAAUCCUGCUGUCCAGAAACCUGACGAUAUUGUCGAACCCAACCGUUACUGUCGCGUAACUGUCAAGACUUAUGGAUCGCGAUUUCGGACAAAAUUCGUUAUACCAAACAAAACCAAAAGUGCAAAAAAAUGAGCGAGAACUUUCCCAAAAAUCCGGAAAUUGAACUUUAUCGUGCUCCUUUGGUUUGUGAAUUUUUCAAUAUUCCUAAAUUCAAUUUAUACGUUCUUUCCCGGCUACGAUAUCUGUCUUCUUGUGAUAUAUGUGAUCGUAUUUUUUAUGUAAAACUGUUUGUAUUAUUAGAAUGGCACUCAUUCGACUAUAUUGUAAUUGACCAUAAACCUCGUUGUUUGCGGUGGUAGAGAGGGCUGUGUGGUCAAUUGCCGCGUGUAAGUAAACAGAAUUUUCUCUACGAUUAAGCAUCAGAAACGCUGGAAGGCCAAUCUGUAGGAAUUAUAGAUAUAGUAUCUUGAAUUCCGUCGGGAAGGGAUUAGAAAAAUUACGGGAAAACUUAGAUAACUGAGAAUUGAUUAUCGUAUACGCAUCGACUGGUCGUGUAUACGAAACUAUCGAUCGUCUCCAGCGUCUUUGUUUUGCAUAAAGAUAUAGUACAAAGCGACUAUGCUUAUAUGAUGAACAAUUGCUAACAAUCAAUGAGGCAUGUUGGACCGGGGAAUUAUCAGAUUAGAGAUUUUAAAGCGGUAAAUUCUAAAAUUUCGUUUCGAGUUCGUCGAUUGCCAGCUAUAUCGUAAAGCGAGAGAUCUGGUACGUAAUGCUGGGGACCAUACAGGAAACGAGAUCCUAUGAAGAAAAAGUGUCGGAUUCACAGUUCUUGAUAAUCGAUAAGAUAUCCGAAGAGAUAACUUUUGGACACAUUGACCGUCCUGUUUUUGCUAUUUUUCUUUUUUGACAAUCCGGUUUCUUUUAACAGAAUCCCUGAUGUAUUAAAUAAAGCAAUUUUUUUUCUUUUUCUAAUUAGGAUAUACAUAUAUAUAUAUAUUAUGUUGAUAAAUUUGAUCAAUUGCAACACAGCGGUACUUAGAAUAUAUGUUAGCGCGAUAUUGAUUAGGAAUAUUUUUCCUUCUUUUUCGAAAGCGAUGUACACAUGUAGUUUCGAAGAUUGUUUUUGUAAUCUAUGUAAACCUGUAAUGAUUGAUUCACAAAAACUGCAUCGUACGUGUUAGCUGGUACGAUUCUAUUUCAUUCGAUCUUAAAUAUGUCGUGCUUAACUCCUACGUCAACACAUGAACGGAUAAUUGUACAGGAAUGACAGCUACAGUUGAAUAUAUCAUGCCAAAAUAUACCAUAAUGAUAAACUAUCAUUAAUAAUGUAUUAUAUCGACCGUUCUUGACGCAUACCCAGGACAUGGACACAUAUACCCUCUCUUUCUCCCACACAUACACGACUAAAAUAACAUUCAUUCCGUUUAUGUAUACAUAUGUCUUUUUUGACAGAAAUUUGCUCUCAAGGCUACAGUCUGUUUUUGUAACGUUAAUACUUUUAGAAUAUGAUUUCGUAGUACAGAACGUUUUCUGCUCUACAUUUUGCAUAUGAUAAUACUUAUAUAUAUAUAUAUAUAUAUUUUUUUUUUUUUUCUUUAAAAGGCAGUGUAUCAUAACUUUGUAAAUAAUUUAUUAACGUGUACUCAUGUAUAGUUGUAUUAAUACAAUAAAUGUAAAGGAAAAGUAAUACACAUGGUAGUAUCUCGAAAAAAAAA
Messenger RNA from Dinoponera quadriceps, 8603 nucleotides. RefSeq names its product protein ELYS (gene Elys). NCBI's taxonomy places the organism in Eukaryota, Metazoa, Arthropoda, Insecta, Hymenoptera, Formicidae. Bases 397 to 7020 code for a protein of 2207 amino acids. The transcript is spliced from 6 exons. The record is from RefSeq and is a predicted model, not a curated record.